Molecule: messenger RNA, 2430 nt
Organism: Ilyonectria robusta
Lineage: Eukaryota; Fungi; Ascomycota; Sordariomycetes; Hypocreales; Nectriaceae
Exons: 1
Coding region: 80-2224 (714 amino acids)
Source: RefSeq, a predicted model, not a curated record
CGUAUCUGCAAGACACUUCCUCCCAGAAAAUCGAGGUUUGUAGGGCUGUGGUGGUGAUUAUCAUUCUUCAGUUUCCAAAAUGGCUCCAUCGAUCGAAUAUGACGAGAAUGAGCACCCAGACGUGUUUAGAGCUAACCUUAUCAAACGGAUUGAGAACAAGUUCCGGGCCUCCACUACUCAAAGCCCGUGUUGCGGGUCGAACGAGGAAAACCCUCGAUGCACGUUCGAUCAAGCGUUCGAUCAACUCCAUAUUACCGACAGCACGACUCAACUGCUCCGGAUUCUCCGACAGUACGACAAUAAAAAUCGCUCUCGAAACCCAUUCAAGGUGGAAUUUAGUAAAAUCGAAGCCCUGGUCCCCAUGACACAUUGCUUUCAUCACAGAGAGGUGGCGAUUGAGAAGCUUCGUUGCUGGGCUGGGCAGCCAAAACAGAAUGGGGAUGGGGAUGAUGGUGGCACUUCCGACACGUACGACGGCGAAUCAGACCAAUAUACUGAGCCCAUAGACCACUCUUCCUCUGAAAAUUCAAGCUCGAACGAGAGCAGGGAUGAUGGCGGCGAGGAAUUCGGGGUGGACGAUAGCAGCGAAGACGACGAGAAAAGAAUUUCAUUCAAAACUCCAGACCGUACACAACAGCCCCGAAGCGGCCGGGAAGGCAGCAGUAGCGCAAGUUCUCCAUCUCCUGGGUCUCAUGCCGAUCUUUCCGUCUUUUCUCCCACCUCCGAAGCAGACACGCCUUUGACACCUUUCACACCACCAAGUUCUGGGAAACUGAGAGAUCGCCAAUCAGUGGAUGUGUCGCCCUCUCCCGGGUCCUAUUUUAAUAAGAGAAAGAGUGUUGGCGUUGAAGAGAUAGAAAAGAGCCCUACUGAGGAUUCGCCAACCAACGAUGAUGUUUCUCGAAUCAAGGGUGGAGCAGCGCGCGUGCUGUUUCCUAAAACGCCUCCAGCUGUCUUUGGACCCCCAAAGACCAAAACCACCAAGUUUCAAAUAUGGUCAUUGAUUGAACAGGACUUGGUAGGCAAGCAAGUGAAGCCUGGAAUUGUCUACGUCCUUCAACUCAGGAGCCACGACAUGUUCAAAAUCGGCUACACCGAGAGCCGGGUGUAUGAACGAUAUCGGUCACAGUGCUGUUUGGACGUGUUGUUGGUCGCUGAAAGCGAGAGUCAUUUUGUUGGAGCCCACAGGGCAGAGCAAUUGGUCCAUGCAGAUCUAUUCGAGGACCGAAAAUACCUUGAAAAAUGCCCCGAUUGUGGCAAGGGACAUAUUGAGUGGUUCCAAUCCACGAUACGAGAGGUCACGGAUUCGGUGAAUCGAUGGACACGGUUCGUCGAGCAUCCCGACGCCUACGUGGACGGGAAACUCUCCGACAAGGCCAGGGCAUCGCUUUCGGAUAUGUGGAGUUCAGAAGCAAUCGUUCGCAAGCUGCAGGAUGACUGUGCAAAUGCCCGGCCCAAGAACCUGAAAUUUUACAAGGAGGGAGUACCACCGAGUGAGUUCAAGCUCGUUAGUACCAUACGCCCAGGCGCUUCUCUCCAAAACCGAAGUGGGCCCCUCCCAAGCGAGAUACAAGCAAUGAAUGAAGAAGACAAAUCACGGGAAGGGGUUGUAGAGUCAUUUGAGAUGCAAAAUCCAAGUCCGGAUAUGAGUCUUGAGUCCUCAGACAAAAGGGGGAAGUUCGAACCAGCUAGGGCAACCAAAGAUCAAGGAGUUCAGACCAUAGAGGCUUAUGGUGGAGAGUACGAUGUGUUUAGUUCUACGGUAUCAGAAAGCGAGAACGGAGCUGUGGUUGGAGAAGAGGAGGAUGAUAGUCUGACAGAUCAGUCUGUGGUUGGAGAAGAAGGGGACGACAGUCGAACGGAUGAUUCUGUGGUCGGGAAAGAAGAGGACAGCAGGCCGACAGACGACUCUGUGGUUGGGGAUGGUGAUAGGAUGACUGAGCAUGAAACGAGGGCCCCCGAAGCUGAAGAGCAAGUCGAGGAGCAAGUUCAGUAUAAAGUCGAUGAUGAGACUGAUGAAGGAGAAUCAAUCGAGGACGAAACAAGCCCAGAAACGAGAGAGAAAGAGAAAGAAAUGUCCUCCGAGGGAUACAACGCAGCCGCCCCGCAGCAGUUGUUGGUGAGGAUGGGAAAGGCAGAGUGUGACGAUGAAUUCGAGCGACGGAUUUGUUGGACCCUUUUCUUUAUGGAUUUUGUUGUCUGUUAUUUUAUUUUUAUCGUGUAAUAUCCUUUGCGGCUUUUCUUUUGAUUUGCCUGAAUAUGUACCUCCAUUGACUUUGGACUUGGUGAUGUGCACCGACGUAUCAAGGUACGGCCCGGCCCCGAGCUUACGUGGUUCGGGAUCAUGUCACUCGGCCGAAUGAAAGUAGAAAGUAGCGGAUAAAGUGUGGCAGUGACAGGCCAAUGUACUAGGUAUGUAGAGAAUCUGGG